Molecule: messenger RNA, 2007 nt
Organism: Esox lucius (northern pike)
Lineage: Eukaryota; Metazoa; Chordata; Actinopteri; Esociformes; Esocidae
Gene: nubp1
Product: nucleotide binding protein 1 (MinD homolog, E. coli)
Exons: 11
Coding region: 76-1044 (322 amino acids)
Biological process (GO): iron-sulfur cluster assembly
Cellular component (GO): cytosol
Molecular function (GO): ATP hydrolysis activity; ATP binding; ATP-dependent FeS chaperone activity
Source: RefSeq, a predicted model, not a curated record
ACUGUGCGUAUGCGGAACCUUUGACAGAUGGUGUAUUUUCUUAUGGGAUGGAACGUCUAUUGAACAACACAAAAAAUGGCGGAUGUUCCAAGCGAUGCCCCACAGCACUGCCCUGGUACAUCCAGCGAGCAGGCAGGAAAGACGUCAUCAUGCCAGGGCUGUCCCAACCAGAACCUCUGUGCCUCCGGUGCCACCAAAGCACCUGACCCAGCCAUAGAGGAGAUAGCAGUGAAGAUGUUGUCAGUCAAACAUAAGAUCCUGGUCCUGUCUGGGAAAGGAGGUGUGGGGAAGAGUACCUUCAGCGCCCACCUGGCCCACGCCCUGGCUGGUGAUAGCAAUAAAGAGGUGGCUCUCCUGGAUGUAGAUAUCUGUGGUCCAUCCAUCCCCAGGAUCAUGGGCGUGGAGGGAGAACAGGUUCAUCAGAGUGGAUCUGGAUGGUCUCCUGUGUAUGUAGAAGACAACCUUGCUGUCAUGUCUAUUGGCUUCCUGCUCAGUAGUCCUGAUGAUGCUGUCAUAUGGAGAGGACCCAAGAAGAAUGGGAUGAUCAAGCAGUUCUUGAGGGAUGUUGAUUGGGGGGAUCUGGAUUACCUUGUCGUGGACACACCCCCUGGCACAUCUGACGAGCACCUGUCCAUAGUCCAGUACCUUAGCUCUGCCCACAUCGAUGGCGCAGUCAUCAUCACUACCCCGCAGGAAGUCUCUCUUCAAGAUGUAAGGAAGGAGAUCCGUUUCUGUCGGAAGGUCAAGCUGCCAAUCAUAGGAGUGGUCGAGAACAUGAGUGGAUUCGUGUGUCCCAAAUGCAAGAACACGUCGGAGAUCUUUCCAUCCACAACCGGAGGAGCAGAGAGGAUGUGUGAAGAGAUGAAUCUGACUCUGUUAGGACGCAUCCCGCUGGACCCCAGGAUAGGUAAGAGUUGUGAUGAGGGAAAGUCCUUCCUGGCUGAAUUUCCAGAAUCCCCUGCUGCACUUGCCUACAGAAGUGUUGUGCAAAGUAUCCAAGCCUAUUGCCUGUCCGAAGGAACGCAGGGCGAGAGUGCUGACUAGAAAUCAGACCGGGCCACCAGUUUGCUCUGGAAACCAGGACCAGAUCACAUAGAGAGUAUGGAUGGGUGACACUCCCCAAGGCCCAAGCCCUUUCAUGGAUUUUAUGGCUAAUACAAUUCGUUCAACUUCUCAAGUAAUUACCGAGGUCUCUAAUGGGUGAAUCAGGUGUCCUAGUUCAGGGCUGAAAACUGAAAUAUGUGGAGUUCCCCAAGGAGCCCUGCCUUAGUACUCCCACAGGGAUGGCUCAAACAAAUGACUGUGACAUUGAAAGUGCAUUCACUAUUGAAAUGACUAUAUGCACUAACAGUGCGUUUUUCUCGGAAGAAUGACUCAAAUAUGUCCUGAUUUUCUUUCCCAGUAAACGGGCUGUGGUUUCCCUGACAUGUCACUGAUGUUUUAGAAUAGUUUGACCAAAAACCAACUCAAGACCAUUUCCAUUUUGUCAGCUUUGCUUGCAUCUCUUGUCCCAGGUGAUCGGUCCUUUCAUCAUUAUGAGCUGAACCAAAACAACUGACCCUAGACCUGCAGUUAAUGAUGUUUUCAUAAUUCUGCAUUCAUAUGUAUGUGCAAGAGAAGCAGAGCUCCGGUCAGUCCUGGUCUUCUGUCCAAGUCAAACCUUGACCUGAACAUCCACAGUUACAUAAGUCUUAUCAUAAAGCGCACACAGACCAGGAUAUCUGCACCUCUGUUGUAAACCUCUGUUGUAAACCUCUGUUGUAAACCUUCUUGUGUAAGUGUCAUUGUUGACAGGUGGGAACCAACCUUGAUUGUGUAUAUUAUUCAUCAUUGAUUUAGACAUUGAUUCCAUGUUUGUAUGUGGGAGAGAAGAUUAUUGCUGUGAUUAUGUUUGUAAAGUCCCAAAACUCUGAUCUGAUAGUUGGCUUAAUUCAUUAUCAUUUCUAUGUUGUUUCAUUCAACAUGUAAGUUGUCUGUUGACUAAUAAAGUUAUACAUAAUGCAAAUA